AUGUUGCAGUACAGUCUGUUAGUGCUGGCCCUUGUAUUUACCAGUGGUCAUGCUGGCCGUGACUUCCACACUGGAAGCUCUGAGAUGGAGUACAGAAGUUGCAAGGACAUCAAGAGGAUGGAUAGGUCUGCAACAGGUGAGUCCGAGAUUCCAAUGGCCAAGUUGGCGUUUUUCCAGUUGGGCUAUAGGGCUAGUGGAAAUGGUGGUGGAGAUUAGCACCUAGUUGUCUUGAGACACAUAUAAAAUCAGGAAUUAAUAGCACUUAGAAAAAUGUAUUAUUGGAAACAAAUAUAUAUUAUGCUGUAAUAAUAUAGAUAUAUUCAAUCAUAGAUGUGCUGUUUCAGUCAUACUUAUUCCAUUAAGUACAAUUCUCCAUCCUGCAGUUUGCAAUAAUUAAAGACACCAGCAGAGGUCUCAUUGCUCUCAGAAUGUAUUUGUGCUAAAUAUCACAUAUUUUUUCUAACUAGUUAACAGUUCCAUUUUUGAUGUUAGGACUGGCAUCAAAAAUAGAGAGAGCUAGUGACAGUCCUGGACAGACAUGCAGUUGAAAGCAAAAAUGUCCAACAUGUUUUCUCCAGGAGAAAAAGUAAAGGCACAGGCAGGACACAAGUAGUAAGAUGAAGCACCCGACAAGCAUUGGUAAGACCUCUGUUGGUGAUUGCGAUUACGAUAAAAUUGAUUUUGCUUAAGAAAUAGGUGUGACUGAAAUAGUACAUCUAUGAGACUGACUUGAAUUGAUAUAUAUACAUAUAUAUAUAUAUAUAUGUGGUCGGUAACAUCCAAGCCGUGAAAUACCUUAAGAUUGAAGCAAGUAGGUGAGGGUGUGCCGAAACUGACGUAAGAGUAGGCCUGUAAUAAAGAGGGCAAAAAGGAAUGCAGAAAAAACACACUUUAUUGCUGUAAUACAAGAUUCUUGAAUGCUUUCCUAAUUUCUUUCUCUGGAUGUGGCAUGUACCUUUUGUAUACUGUGGAUACAUCCUAAUUUUUUUUAAUGAUGUGGACGUGUGUAUUGGUACUGGAUGCAGCUAAAGCUGCUCUGAUUCUAAAUGAGUGACCUGAAUAAGCGGUUGGGUCCCAACCUAAUCAAAUGCAUAGAGUUCUGAUGUGGAGCAUGAAUUUGGAAGUGGUGAGGGGACCACCUAGUAUUGUGAACAGUGGUGAAUUUAUGGCGGUGUCUCUGAAUUGGUGUAGAUCAGUGUCCAAAACUUUGACGGGGCACCAGUGAUUCUCAGUAGGGUAGAAGGGGACUUCCAGUAGGUGGCCAGACUGUUUGGUUUUAGAAUGUUUUAACGAUAGAAUAUAAUGGUCAUUCACCUUUUUUAAAUCUUUUAUCGUGAGACACAAAUGACUGUCUGAUUGUGAACUAAUUGUGAAUUCCCUGGGUCUCAAAAAAACGUAGAACGCUAUGUACAUGGCGGUCUUUAAGACCAUGUUGGUAUGUGGUUAGAAUGGUUGUGUAUCUAUCAUAUCAGAUAAAACCCGGAACUUUGCUCUGUCUAUUGGAAGUCUUUUCUGGUUAGUGUGGUGAUCUAGUUUGUUGAUGCCUUUUAGUAUGUUUCUGAUUGGGUAAGAUGAUAAAAGGGUUUACGUUUGGCAUGGUGGUCAAGAUAUGAUGUUGUACACCUGUUAAAUAGAGUUUGAUAGUGUUGUGUGAUAGGUUGACAUGAGUUGAGAUGAAGGUGGCAAAAUGCGGAAAAUGCUACCAUGGUUUGAAUAGAACAGUCAUGUUUAUAUCUUCUGUUUUCCUUCAUCUUAUAUGAUGCCCUAUUAAGUUAUGUUCAUGGUCAUUAUAGCGCCCUCUGUUUACUAGAUUAAAUAGAUUGUUAUCUUGGCAUUAUCACAGAUGGAAUUUAUACUCUGACAACCAAAUAUGGAAUGCAGUACCAGACCUUCUGUGACAUGACCACCAAUGGAGGAGGGUGGACAUUGGUGGCCAGUAUCCAUGAAAACAAUAUGUAUGGGAAGUGCACAGCAGGAGAUCGCUGGUCCAGUCAGCAGGGAAAUUCCAUUAACUACCCUGAGGGAGAUGCCAACUGGGCAAAUUAUGCCGUGUUCGGGGAUGCUUUUGGAGCAACCAGUGAUGACUACAAGGUACUAAACACUAAAUGAGUGGUUUUGUGAUAAAUGUUAUAUGAGUUUAGCAAUAAUGAAAGUGAAUAGUCACAUCUAAUAGGGUUUUAAUUAUGGUAUUGUUAUCUUAAAGGACCACUAUAGUGCCAGGAAAACAAACUCGUUUUCCUGGCACUAUAGUGUCUUUAGGCCCCCCCACCCUCAUGGCCCCUCCCGCUUGGCUGAAGGGGCUAGAGCUGGGCUCUGCACUGGGGAACUCUCCUCCUCCUGCCGAGAACUCUCCUCCUCCUGCCAACGUCAGUGCCGAAUGCGUGCGCAUUCAAACCGCCCAUAGGAAAGUAUUUGCUUUGCUAUGGACGUCCAGCAUCUUCUCACUGUGAUUUUUACAGUGAGAAGCGCGGAAGUACCUCUUGCAGCUGUCAGUGAGACAGCCACUAGAGGCUGGAUUAACCCUCAGUGAAACAUAGCAGUUUCUCUGAAACUGCUAUGUUUUCAGCUGCAGGGUUAAAACUAGAGGGACCUGGCACCCAGACCACUUCAUUGAGCUAAAGUGGUGUGGGUGCCUAUAGUGGUCCUUUAAGGUUUGAAUUUAGAAUGUAAAGCUUUGGUCUUUGGGCACAUUAUCUGAUCACAGAUUUGAUAUAUAGAUCACCGCUGCAGUGUCAUUACUCAAUUCUGCUGUUUAGUACUUAAAGCACUUUGUUUACAUAGCUCUGGUCAACUCCCUUGGCUGUGACUCACACAGCCUCCAUGAAAAUGGUUUAAUUUUUACAGCACAGUGUGUUCGCUAUAUCAGUUUAAAUCUCCUGUUAUGUAAAUUUAAUUUUAAUUACAUACAGCUUGCUGCUACAAGCUCAAUCUGGAAAUUAACAGUUCAGGAAGAACACAUGGCUCUAUGAACAAUAAGGGGCAUUUACAAAUUAGACCUUUUUUUUUUAGAAAAUGUGUAGGGGUGUUGUGUUGAUCACAGCCACGGAAGACGUGGCUAUGUCUGCUCACGUACAGUGAUUUAACAUGUUUUGGUGCUUGGAGAGUCAUUUUACUCUUGAGACACUUGUCCACAAAUAUGUUUUUAACCCAUUAAGGACCAAACUUCUGGAAUAAAAGGGAAUCAUGACAUGUCACACAUGUCAUGUGUCCUUAAGGGGUUAAUCUAACCUUAAAAUGCAUAUCUAUAUAAGAUUAUUCUAAAAAACAAAACAAAAAAACUUAAUUUGAAUUUGAGAAAAGUAAUGAAUGCUAAUACGUGAAAAGGGUGUUUCAGUCCUAAUUAGACAAGUCUCAUAAAAUAUGCUAAGAAAUCACUAGUUAAAACUUUACUUUUAUUCAUAAAUAUUCUUACAAAUUGUAGCAUCCUGGGAAAUCCUAAUGGAUACAAAAAAGAGGACAUUCUAUUACCAUUAUAUAAUUAGUGUGAAAUAGUUUGUAGUAAUGCUGUAGUUCCCAACCUUUUUUCAAUUGUGUACCCAUUGUAGAGCAUUUCCAUAAAUUGUACACUUCAUAUUAGCAAAAUAUUUGUAAUUAAUAUAGUUGCUCUUAUUUCAAAUUUAUACAUUUUAUCUCUGCUCCAUCUCCCCCUUUUCUCUGGCUUAGGCUCCCCAGCUUCUCCACAACCCCAAGCCCUCCCUGCUUCUCCUCUUCCUCAGACACUAUGAUUCCCCUCUGCCACAGGCUCUCCCUGUUUCUCCUCUGUCCCAGAUUCUCCUUGCUUCUCCUUUGCCCCAAGCUCCUCGUAUGUCUUUGGUGCUUACCCAUGCUCACCCUGCUUCUCCCUUUCCCCAGGGUUCCCCUAGCUUCUCCAGGUUCCCCCUGUUUCUCCUCUGCCCCAGUUAUAUUUCUACACAUACACACACUAUCACAUACAGAUACACACACUGACACACAUGCAGAUGCACAGACACACAGAUACAAACAAUGACACACAUACACGUAUUAAGACGCACUAAUACAAAUGCAGAUAAACAGAUACACACAUACAGAUACACUGACAUGGAGACACACAUUGAAACACAUACAAAUUCACAGGUAACGAGAUGCACACACAAAACACACAUACCGGUCAAAACUUUAGACGUGCUUAUGUUUCCUACUUUUAGGAUAUUGAAGGGUGGCUUCUGUUGGCUUGGGAUGUUGGGAGUUAGGGGCUUGCACAGCCAAUUUGCCCCUUCCCCUCUGCCUUCUCCUCUCCAUGUCUCCCACACGGUGCUCUGUGCUACCCUCUGCCUUCUCCUCUCCAUGUCUCCCACACGGUGCUCUGUGCUAGCCCAGAGCAGGUGACCAGCUCUCACUUCCUCCCAGCGGAGACCCAGUUAAGCUAUCAAAGCACUGCAGCGCACGACUGGGACCCUCGUGGCACAUGUCCAUCAGGUGGCCCUAAACUGUGGCGCGCCAUUAAAGAUUUUUUUUUGUGUAUAUACCCUGUGAGAACUGGUUCGUAACCCCAGAGGUAUGCACACCAUAGGUUGAGAAUCACUGUAAGACAAAAUAAUUCUGACAUUGGAAAAGUAAUAAAUAAAUGCAUAGCAAAAGCUAUUAGCUGGCGAACCACAAUGAGAGGAAGGAGGAAAAGCAGGAGUCCCUAUUAGUUUUUUUGUUUUAAUUUAGUGUGCAUACUGAUACAUGAUUCCAUGUAUAGCAUAUUGUUAUAAGAUUUAUGUACACUUUAUAUACAUUACCAUAUAGAGUUUCUUAAUCUAAUCGUGGUUUAAUUCUACUGAUAUUUUUUAGUUGCAGUAACUGGUGAUUUAGAUACAGUAUUAUAUGGGUAUUUUCCUAUCCAAGGGUCUCCAGGGCUUGCCAUUUUUACAUAUUUAGAUGUGAUAGAUUACUCUGUAACUUUUUAUCCUGUAUCUGUCAUACUGCGAGUUAGUUGCAGAAUAAAGGUACACUGAUUUAAAUUAACAACUCCUAUUUUCAGAAUCAGGGAUAUUAUGACAUUUCCGCCAAGGAUUUGGGUUUGUGGCAUGUGCCUAAUCUUACACCACUUUUUCAAUGGAGGGAUGCUGCUCUGCUGAGAUAUCGCACAGAAACUGGUUUCUUCACCUCAGAAGGAGGAAAUCUUUUCAGUUUGUACACGGUACAGUAUUUCUCGAAAAUCCAGUAGGGAUAUGAACCAUGUUUACAUUCAGUUACAUGUUUAACAUGUAUGAAAAGAUCAACAUGUUAUAUUAAAUUUGUAAAAAAAAAAAAAAAGUACUGUAUAUCAGGUUAAGAGAUCAUCUGCUUGAGCAAAUAAGAUAUACCAUUUCACAAAAGGCACAGACUUUUAGGGCUAUUUACUAAUAUAAGAAUUGCCAGAAAUGUAAACUAAAUUUAAAGUGGAUUGGAAAAAAAACUCUCCAAGUAUCCAAGUAAGCUAUGCUUCUACCUCAGCUAUUUUGGUCUAAAAUUUGAAAAUUCACUUUGAAUUCCUGACAAUUCCAACAUUAGUAAAUAACCCUGUUUUUGCUGAGGUAGCUGAUGUUAAUGCCAGCCUUAUCACCUUAAAUAUCAUUCAAGGCAUAUCAUGCAAUUUCUAACAAGUGCUCAAGUCAAUCAUGAUAUGACAGGACUUAACAGAUAAAUGUGCAAUGAGUUGAUCAUUUAAUGACAAGGUUGUUCACCAAAGUGUAAAUUGACAGAAAUUCAAAGUGAAUGUAAAUGUUUAGGAGAAACUUUUCUAUUGUGACUGUUUUGGCCUAAAAAUUGAGAAUUGUGAGACUUCAGGAAAGGAUAUUUCACCUACUGAAUCAGGAAGGUUUAUAAGGUUUCUAGGAUUUAGCAGUUUGUUGAUCCUGAAGGAGAGCUCUGAUAGCAUUUACAGACUCAAAAAUAUCUAUUCUUUUUUUCAUUUCUGGUGCACAAUUGAAAAUUGUGAUUGGAUGAAACCCAGUGGUUGUUCUUCAACCUAUAUGUAAAUGUUGCUUUAUUUCUCAUCUAGAGAUAAGAAAGUUAACACUUAUGUAGAUUUAUGUUCUAUUCUGUUUACCUGCCUUUUUAUCUCUUUGUCCUUAGAAAUAUCCAGUGAGGUAUAAUGCUGGGGCAUGCUUGAUCAACAAUGGACCUGCUGUGCCAAUUGUGUAUGAUUACGGAAAUGCUGAAAAGACAGCCAAUUACUACUCUCCAAAUGGGAGAGGUAAGUAUACAUAUAUAUAUAUAUAUAGAGAGAGAGACAGUAAAUGAAAAUUACCAGGUCUGCUUACACAAUGUCCUCACUCUGUCUCAUUCUGCAGGCGAGUUUACUGCCGGCUUUGUCCAGUUUCGAGUUUUUAACAAUGAAAGAGCAUCACAGGCUCUGUGCCCAGGAAUGAAGGUGAUGGGAUGCAACACGGAACAUGUACGUAUGGCCAGUCUCUGUCUCUUGUAAAGUAUUUACACCAGUAAUGUAUUUCUGAAGCUGUCACAGGCACAAAUAGUACAGGUCAGAACUUGGGUAGGACAUAUCCCAAGCUGUCACAACCUAUCAGGAUUUGAAAACCACAAUUAAGAGGCUCUCCCAUUACAUUCUCUGUGAGCCAGGAAUAGUAUUACUGCUAUUAGUAAGGGUUAAUAAGUGGGUAGGUGUUUAGAAAAAUACCCCUCGAUGUCUCAUUAGAGAUUUUGCCAAUUAGCUGAAAACAGCAAGGGGAAUUGAUAGUGUGGGAAUCACCUAAGAGGUUUUGCCUUGACGUGACAGGUGAGCUUACAGAAUAAUGGACAUUGGAUUGACCCUAAAAAACCUCCAGUUAUUUAAAUGUGCAUAGGGAUUUGGGAUAGUAAACACAAGUAACUUUUAUUUGGUUCUUAUUGUAUGUAUUGGAGCUGAUGUGUACUAUAGUCAAUACUGCCGCCCAGGAGUGAAGGCCUUAAUUUUGUAUAAUAGUAUUAUUGCUGCCGAGCAACCAAAGACAGAAGUGCGCUCUGUGCAGCAGGCAGAAUUACUGAUAGUUAUAUUCUGCCACCUGCUGCCUGUCUAUGGGUGCAGAACGUCAAGAGGCUUCACAAAACGUUACAUCAAGGACAUCAUGGAACCGCCCUCAGUCUCUCAUGGUAUAAAGUAAGAAAAGGAAAGGAGAAUACAAUUAUGAAUUGUGGAUAAGCUUCUGUGAUGUGUAUUAGUGUCUGUAUAUGUCUGUGUGAGUGAUACAGGGAGUGCAGAAUUAUUAGGCAAGUUGUAUUUUUGAGGAUUAAUUUUAUUAUUGAACAACAACCAUGUUCUCAAUGAACCCAAAAAACUCAUUAAUAUCAAAGCUGAAUAUUUUUGGAAGUAGUUUUUAGUUUGUUUUAGCUAUGUUAGGGGGAUAUCUGUGUGUGCAGGUGACUAUUACUGUGCAUAAUUAUUAGGCAACUUAACAAAAACAAAUAUAUACCCAUUUCAAUUAUUUAUUAUUACCAGUGAAACCAAUAUAACAUCUCAACAUUCAAAAAUAUACAUUUCUGACAUUCAAAAACAAAACAAAAACAAAUCAGUGACCAAUAUAGCCACCUUUCUUUGCAAGGACACUCAAAAGCCUGCCAUCCAUGGAUUCUGUCAGUGUUUUGAUCUGUUCACCAUCAACAUUGCGUGCAGCAGCAACCACAGCCUCCCAGACACCGUUCAGAGAGGUGUACUGUUUUCCCUCCUUGUAAAUCUCACAUUUGAUGAUGGACCACAGGUUCUCAAUGGGGUUCAGAUCAGGUGAACAAGGAGACCAUGUCAUUAGAUUUUCUUCUUUUAUACCCUUUCUUGCCAGCCACGCUGUGGAGUACUUGGACGCGUGUGAUGGAGCAUUGUCCUGCAUGAAAUCAUGUUUUUCUUGAAGGAUGCAGACUUCUUCCUGUACCACUGCUUGAAGAAGGUGUCUUCCAGGAACUGGCAGUAGGACUGGGAGUUGAGCUUGACUCCAUCCUCAACCCGAAAGGCCCCACAAGCUCAUCUUUGAUGAUACCAGCCCAAACCAGUACUCCACCUCCACCUUGCUGGCGUCUGAGUCGGACUGGAGCUCUCUGCCCUUUACCAAUCCAGCCACUGGCCCAUCCAUCUGGCCCAUCAAGACUCACUCUCAUUUCAUCAGUCCAUAAAACCUUAGAAAAAUCAGUCUUGAGAUAUUUCUUGGCCUAGUCUUGACGUUUCAGCUUGUGUGUCUUGUUCAGUGGUGGUCGUCUUUCAGCCUUUCUUACCUUGGCCAUGUCUCUGAGUGUUGCACACCUUGUGCUUUUGGGCACUCCAGUGAUGUUGCAGCUCUGAAAUAUGGCCAAACUGGUGGCAAGUGGCAUCGUGGCAGCUGCACGCUUGACUUUUCUCAAUUCAUUGGCAGUUAUUUUGCGCCUUGGUUUUUCCACACGCUUCUUGCGACCCUGUUGACUAUUUUGAAUGAAACGCUUGAUUGUUCGAUGAUCACGCUUCAGAAGUUUUGCAAUUUUAAGAGUGCUGCAUCCCUCUGCAAGAUAUCUCACUAUUUUGACUUUUCUGAGCCUGUCAAGUCCUUCUUUUGACCCAUUUUGCCAAAGGAAAGGAAGUUGCCUAAUAAUUAUGCACACCUGAUAUAGGGUGUUGAUGUCAUUAGACCACACCCCUUCUCAUUACAGAGAUGCCCAUCACCUAAUAUGCUUAAUUGGUAGUAGGCUUUCGAGCCUAUACAGCUUGGAGUAAGACAACAUGCAUAAAGAGGAUGAUGUGGUCAAAAUACUAAUUUGCCUAAUAAUUCUGCACUCCCUGUAGUGUGUGUAUGAACACUCAUGUCCAUCUGUGUGCUAGACUCCUAUGUGCGUGUACAUUUGUGUGCUUGGCUGUCUAUGUCUGUGUUCAUAUGUGUGUUUUUGUUGCUAAAUAGGUUAGAUGUGAGAGACAAACUAUUCAUGGACUCUGUAUGUGUGAGUUAAAUAAAAUGUGUGAAUGCUUCUUUGUGUUUGUAAGUAGUUAUGUAAGCGGGGCUGCCAUCAGGAAGGUGAGUCACUACUCCAGUGAGGGGCCAGCUUAAGGCAGAAAUCCAGCUAGAGCACUUUCAUGCUAUGUGGGCAAUUGAAGAGAUAUUUCUAUUUUCUCACCUUGACCACAUUACCAGAGUCCCCACAGAGCUGACCCAUUAUUACAUUUAUGUUCCCUGUCAAGUUCAUUAGAAAGCAAUUGAGUUGGAAACACUGCUCUGGGAUAUGACAUAACUCGUAAUGUCAGUUGAUUGCAAAAUAUGCCAUUUUCCCUGCCAUACCACCUAAUAAGCAUGUUCUCAGUCUGCAAUCUUAUUUCUUGUAGCACUGUAUUGGAGGAGGUGGCUUCUUCCCAGAGGGGAACCCCGUCCAAUGUGGAGAUUUUGCUUCCUAUGACUGGAACGGGUAUGGGACACACAUAGGAUCGAGUGCCAGCAAGGAGAUAACGGAGGCAGCUGUCCUACUCUUUUAUCGCUAA
Pelobates cultripes (western spadefoot toad) is the source of this 9412-nucleotide messenger RNA. NCBI's taxonomy places the organism in Eukaryota, Metazoa, Chordata, Amphibia, Anura, Pelobatidae. The record is from the annotation of a GenBank genome assembly.